Messenger RNA from Peromyscus leucopus (white-footed mouse), 1576 nucleotides. It is a transcript of the gene Rfxank, whose product is annotated as regulatory factor X associated ankyrin containing protein. Gene Ontology annotation, cellular component: nucleus. Gene Ontology annotation, biological process: regulation of transcription by RNA polymerase II. Gene Ontology annotation, molecular function: protein binding. The coding region runs from base 326 to 1165 and encodes 279 amino acids. Lineage: Eukaryota; Metazoa; Chordata; Mammalia; Rodentia; Cricetidae. The record is from RefSeq and is a predicted model, not a curated record. The transcript is spliced from 9 exons.
AUGCUCCGCUGUACUUCCUGACCUGCGGAAGCCGUGCCCGGCCCUCGGGUCUUAAAGGGCCAGAAGCAGCUGCGGUUCCUUGGCACUUUUGCUGGGAAGGGGUGCGCAGGCGCAGUGGGGAGUUCUCCAGUUGGAGUAGUCGUCGCGUAUUAAGUUGCUGCUCUCUGUCCCAGCCGAGGAAGCGAGAGUGCUGAGCGUCCGACCACCAAUUUGCACCUCACUAGAUCCACUGGACCAGAAAAGUUUGUGAACAGGGGUUCCCGAGUUUUGGGAUACCCAGGCUUGCAGCGUAGGGGGACGGAGGAGGCUGGAGGGAGCUCCCACCAUGGAGCCCACUCAGCUUGCAGAGAACCUCAUCCCAAACCAGCAGUCCCCUGCUCCUGAACUUGAGGAUCCUGAGGACCCCAGAGACGAAUCCCCAGACAGCUCAGAUACUGUGGUCCUCAGUCUGUUCCCCUGCACCCCAGAGGCUGUGAAUCCUGAAGCAGAUGCCAGUGCAUCCUCAUUACAUGGCAGCUUCUUGAAGCACUCAACAACCCUCACAAACCGGCAGCGUGGGAAUGAGGUCUCGGCGCUGCCAGCUACCCUGGAUUCUUGCAGCCCAAGGGGAGCUGAGCCAGCUGAAGGACCAUCUGCGGAAGGGUGCGUGUCCUGUGUGCAUGCACAUGCCUGUCGGGUAGGGGAACUUAUAUGUGACAACCUGAUCAACAAGCCAGAUGAACGUGGCUUUACCCCCCUCAUCUGGGCCUCAGCCUUUGGAGAAAUUGAGACAGUUCGCUGCCUGCUAGACUGGGGUGCUGACCCUCACAUCCUGGCCAAGGAGAGGGAGAGCGCCCUGUCGCUUGCCAGCAUGGGCGGUUACACCGACAUUGUGAGGUUGUUGCUUGAACGUGACGUGGACAUCAACAUCUAUGACUGGAACGGGGGGACACCACUACUUUACGCUGUGCGUGGGAACCAUGUGAAGUGUGUGGAGGCCUUACUGGCCCGGGGCGCUGACCUCACCACAGAGGCUGACUCUGGCUACACCCCAAUGGACCUCGCAGUGGCCCUGGGAUACCGCAAAGAAUUACAAGAUAGAAGGUUUUAUUUAGACUCAUGGUUCUGGAGGCGGGAGAGCUGCAGGCGUGUGGCCACGCUGGCUGAGGGUCUGGUAUUGCUUUGACUGAGUGCGGAGCAAGAGCAAGAGUGGGUGUGGAGCAGGAAGCCGAGAGAAGCCGAGAGGCCUUGUCUGAAAACAGCCGAUUCUCCAGGGAGCCCUGCCCAGCUGGAGCAGAGCCCACUUGUGAAGGGUUCCAGCCUGAGCUGAGCACCUCUGGGGUCUCCUGAGCAGUCUCCCCAGUCCCCUGUCCCACUCAUACCUCCUCCCACAGUGCAACAGGUGAUGGAGAGCCACAUCCUCAAACUGUUCCAGAGUACCCUCGGGCCUGCCGACCCCGAGUGAAGACAGCCUGUUGGGAACCCAGGCACUCAGGGAACAAACCAGUCUGCCCACAACUGGCUUGAGGCAGCUCCUGGACAGUGGCGGGAAGGGGCCUGCCCCAACAAGAACCAAUAAAUCUGUGGAGAUCUUGAA